Messenger RNA from Homo sapiens (human), 14501 nucleotides. It is a transcript of the gene SAMD4B, whose product is annotated as sterile alpha motif domain containing 4B. The record is from RefSeq and is a predicted model, not a curated record. Gene Ontology annotation, cellular component: cytoplasm; nucleus. Gene Ontology annotation, biological process: regulation of mRNA stability; negative regulation of translation. The transcript has 14 exons. Lineage: Eukaryota; Metazoa; Chordata; Mammalia; Primates; Hominidae. Gene Ontology annotation, molecular function: RNA binding; translation repressor activity. The coding region runs from base 10244 to 12328 and encodes 694 amino acids.
CUUUUCUAGAGAUAUCCCUCCCUGAACUUGCUCACACAGGUCCCCUAAAUCCUCUAGAAUCCCUUGAAGAAGACCCUCACACACACCUAAUUUUCCCCCAAAAUAACCCGAGCUCUUGCUCUGAGAAAGUCCUAUAAUUCUUUCUGAAAAACCCUCUCCUCUGACACUCUCUCAGAAGACCCCGCCUUCCCCAUAUACUCUUUUGGAGACUUUACUCAGCUUUCUCCUCAACUGAGAUCUCUGAAGAGUUUUUCCUAAAAACAUCCCUCUGUCAUCCCACUCCAGGACCAGUCUCAGAAGACCACACCUUCCUCAGACACUUUUUAGAGAAUUUUCUCCCAAAUUGCCCUCCAUCAGCCACCCACUCCCAGCGCUUCCUGAGACUUCCUCAGAACUUUCCCUCAGAUUCCACUUCUGACAUCCCCAAGAAACAUUAUUUAGGACCCUAUCAGAUUUACCCACUAACUUUAGAAUUGCUAUUUACACCCUCUCAUUUCCCCAUUCUCUUUCCUCUGAAGUCAACUCAGAGACCUUUCUCAGGGGGCCCCCUUUUCCCAUUAUCCCUUCAGAGGUCCCCAACAUUCUCCAGACUCGUUGCCCAAGAGCCUCUAUGUUUCCUUGUAAAGAUUCUUGAGAGACACCUUUCCCCGCCCCCUUGAAAUCCCAGUGCUCCGAGAUCUUUCUUUCAGACCAUUUUUCUUAGGUGCCAUGCUCAUAGACCCCUCUUCCCUUCAGAGAUCAAGAGACCCUUAACACCCUCCUUAGAGACUUAGGAUUCUCCCCAUUUCCCUUUCAGAAGCCUUCUUCCUUCUCCCCUUUGAGGACCUCCUCACCAAAUAAUCCCUUCCCCUAUAGCAGUGGUUCUCAGUGUGGUUCCUGGCCCAGCAGCAGCCACAUUUGUUAGAAAUACACAUUCUUGAAUCCCACUCAGAUCUACUGAAACUGAAAACCUGGGAGCAGGGCCCAGCAAUCAAGAGUUUUUAACAAACCCUCCUGGUCAUUUUGAUGCACACGCAAGUUUGAGAACCUGUGCCCUUUAGGAGGAUUUCCUUUUCCUCACUAAAAGCCCCCUGAAAGAUGCCUCAGGGUAUGCCUCUGUGCCCUACUGCCCACUGCUGCUUUCCUGUUUCCUAGGAAUCCCCUUUAUGAAGUACCCAUCCUCCAGAAAGAUUUCUUACCUACCUUGAAAGGAUCUUGGCUUCUCCACAAGGUUACUCCAUCCUCUGAGCAGUUAUUUCCGAUUCUACUUUUGAAUGGUUUCUUUUCAGAUCUUCCUCAGUGCUUUCUCUUUCUGGCUACCCCUCCAGCCCACUACCAGCCUUUGGUGCUUCUUUAAAUUGCUGCUUCUUUGAACACACAUAUCCAUCUCUUCUUGUCCAUCUGUUUCUUCACAUAGGCACCCUCCCCUUGAGGCACCCUCAGGAGGUCUUUUCAUUCUGUGUCUUACUGCCAAGACCCCUCCACCUCCAUUGUACCUCUUAGAACACCACUCACCUUCAACCUUGUAGAUUUUAAUGUACUUGUCCACUCACCCUCACUGGACUAGGAACUCUGAAAGUACGGGAUGUGUCUUGUUCUUCUCUGAAUCCCACAAGGUGGGAUCUACUCUUUGUAAGUUAUUGGAAAUCACUGGAGAAUAAGCAGCUCUUCCUUCUGCAUUUGGCCAGAAAUCUCCAAGUUCCUCAGAUCUCACUCCUCAUUCAGGUUUAGUACACCUUCCCUGCCCCCUCCUCUCCUCUCACCUCCCUUUUUUUUCUCCACACAGCACCCUUUGCCUUUACUCCUGCCCUACUUGCUCCUGUCUUAGGGACUUUCUUUGUGCUGUUUCCUGAUUCUGAGCUACCCCAAGUCCUUUGCCUGGUGACCUGCCUCACCCGUCCUGGUUGGCUUCUCUUAGCAGCCCCUCUCAGCUGCUAAGUCUGGAGCCUCCACAGAGCUCUUGGCAUUUUUUCAAGGGAUUCUGUUUCUAGGGCCCAGAAGGGGAAACAGAGACCCCAGGGUAAAUAUUGGGGCCUGCCUUCAGGGAGCUCACAAUACCAGUAGGGGGCUUGGGCAUGUACAGAGCAGAAAAUGAGGUACAAAUUAUAUGCUGUAGAAAUUCAGCAGUGAGAGGGAGCCUUUUAUUUGGAAAGACUUCACAGAAAAGGUGGUAUUUGGGCUGGAUAGUGUUCCAUGGGAGUUGGGACAAUGAUGGUGCCCCCAGGCAGAGGAAACAGCUUAAGCAAUGGGUCAAAGACAAAGCCUCCUCAUCUCUCACCCAUGGUAUCUCUUCUCUUCACCCAAAAGAUAGAGAUGAAAGAAGACAGAUUUCCUCCAUUUGCAUUGUAUUUGCCAGCUGCACUUUAGUGACCUACAGAGUAAUAAUAAUAAUGACCACUGGUUUUUGAAUGCUUUCUAACUGCCAGGCACUGUUUAAGUGCUUUACAUGUAUUCAUAGGAGGUAGGAGUUUACCUACCCUAUGAGGUAAGUAAACUACCAUUAUCCUCAUUUUGCAUAUGAUGAGAUUAAGAACAGGUAGGACUAAUAGAGGGUCUGUGGGCACUGUCCAUUCCAAGAUGGUAGUGCCUUGGGUCAAAAAGUUUGAUUUUUAGUUAAGAUAGGUUUGGCUGCAAUGGGGCAGUAGUUGUUAGGUAUGCAGACCCUGGGUCUGGACAGGAUUUGUAUCCCACAUUACCACUCACCAGUUUUGUACCCUAGGACGAGUUACUUCCCUGGUCUUUUAGUUUCCACAGCUAAAAAUAUGAAGGAAAUAAUGAUACUUUACUUCAUAGAAUUGUUACGAGGAUUAAAUAAGUUAAUACAUGUAAAGUACUUAGAACAAUGUCUUGCCCAUAAUUGCAAUGUUAGAAAAACAAUAAAAUAAAAAAAAAGCUCAUAUCAGCCAGAACUCUAAAAACAUAAAGUGAUAGAACCUUAGCUCAAAGUGGUUUAAUGAAAAAAGUGGGGGAUUAAUUGGCUUUUGUUACUGGAAAGUCCAGAGCUAGGUUGGCUUCAGACCUAGCUGCAUCCAGGUGUUCAAAUAAUUUUCUCAGUCAUCUCCUCCCAUUUCUCCACUGAGUUAGCUUCAUCCUCAACAAGCUUCUGCUUUGGAUGACAAAUAUGGUCCUCAGCAGCCCCAGGUUUUAACCCUACCUCCUUGGAAAGCCUUAGUGGAAAGAGAACUCUUUCUUGAGAGUCCCAGUUUGAAAAUAGUUUCUUCCUUGAAUAGAUGUGAGAUUAUGCCAGAAGAUCCUUAGAAACAUAUUUUGGGUUCUGUACCCUGCAACUCAGUCUCUGGCUUGCUGAGCCAAAUAGGCCUGUGAUUCCAUCCGAUGAACUUUCUGAGCAGUGAUGGCAAUCUCCCUCCCCACUGUCCCCCAGCCGCAGUCAUUCUCUGCUCUGUGAUUGUUUGGGUCUAGAGAGAGCUUGUGGCUGGUCUGACUCAACCACACUUUGCUUUGGGAUAUCACGGGUGAUAUGAGGUGAUCAGCCUGGCUUGAUGGUGGCCUCAGGGGAGCAGAAUCCAGGAGUAAUGGCAAUACCCUCACCACAGUUUAAGGUUUCCAAGACACAGAACUUUGGAAGAGAGUUAAGUAGGAUUGCUGUGAGUGGAGUUUUGUUUUGUUUGUUUUAGUGUAAACUUGUUGAAUAGAAGCGGGUUCAGGGCAAGUUACAGAACAGCAGUGUAUGGAGUAUGCAAGUCUCAAAUAUCUCCAGCCUGCACUCAUUCAUUAAUGCAUGGAGGCACUAUUCUAGGUACUGGAGACAGAGCAGUGAAUAAAACAUUCAAGGUCCUGAAAUUCAUGGAAUUUAUAUUCUGAUGGGGGGAGGAAACAAAAAAAUCAGAGUGUGAUUCAUGCUGUGAAGGAAAUAAAACAGUGUGAAAGAGAGGGUGGGAGUGGCCACUGUAGUAGACAGGGGGAUCAGAAGAGGCCUCUUUUGGGAGGUGACAGUUGAGCCUGAUAACCAGAAAGAUGAGAAGGCACCAGUUGUGGGAAGAUCUGGGAGUGGAACAUUCUAAUCUAAGCAUUGUUACAUGCAGAAAAAGGACCUCUGCAAGGUGGGGAAAUUUAUCACAGAUAUUUAUUGAGGGCCUGCUAUGUACCAGGUGCUAUGCUAGGAAUUGGAGAUGUAGCAAUGAAUAAUAUAGCUACAGUCUUCCCUUCUCUCAUGGAUCUUACAGUCUAGGUGUUUUUGGAAGAGCUGCAGCCUUUGAAGAAACAUCUCUUGAUGAUGAUAUCAUAGACUCCUUCCUACUGGGCAGAUGAGGCAGAAUGGGGCACAGGUGAGCCCAGAUCUGAUUGAUGAGAAGGAACCAACCUUGUGACGGUCCGGGGAAGAGCAUUUCAGGCAGAGAGGUCAGCAGGUGCAAAAGCCCUGCCAUAUGUUCAGGGAAUCGCAAGGACCAGUGUGGCUAAAGCCUAAGUGAGGGAGAGGGGUGAGGGUUGGAAAGGCUGACAGAAGCCAGAUUACUUGCAGCCUAAGGGCCACAGUAAGGAGUUUCUAUUUUCAUUUAAGGGGAUUGGGAAACUAUUAGAAGGGAGUUUUUAAAAGCAAGACAGCGACAUGAUCUGAUUAAUUUUUUUAGAAAGCUCACUUUGGUUUCUGGGAGGAAAACAGAGGGUCAGGACAGAAUCAGGAAGGAAAGUUAGGAGACAAUCCAUUUGUCCAGAUGAGAAAUGGUGACAUGAAUGUGGUGGUGGUGGUGGUAGUGAAGAUGUAGAGAAGCAGAUAUAUUUUGGGUGUACAGAAAACAGGACUUGAUGAUGGGAUUAGAGAAAGAGAGGAAUCUAGAAUAAUGAUAAUAGCCAAGUCAUUUAUGCCUCACAACUCUAUGAGAGUAGGCACUAUUAUUAUUUUCUGUCUUCCUUCUCAGUAGGUACUAUUAUUACACCCACAUUACAGAUGACAAAACAGGCAUGGCAAGGUGAAAUCACUUGCCCAAAAUUACACAGGUAGUAAGUGGCAGGCUUAUAUUUCCAACCCGGCAGUCUGGUUCUAGAGCCACUUAGGUUUGGGGAAAGAUAAGCAAGGCAUGUGUAGCUGACAUUAAGAAAAAAGAAAUAUCAAGACCUAAUGACUGGGUCUUUGGGAAAUGGAAGAAGUCAAAGAUGACUCAAAAAAAUGUCUCAGUUGUCCACAGAGAGGUGAUGAUUGAAUCUACAGGAGUUAAUUACAUGCCUAAGUGAGAGAAAACAAGUGUAAAGAAGGGAAAGGAAGCAGAGAAUAAACUUUUCGGGGGGAAGGGGUGUCAAGACAUUUAGGAGUGGGAGGAAGAAUGCUAGCUUCCUCUCUAUUCCAGAGUUUACCGGAGCUCCCCAUACUGUACUUAUCUUCCAGGAGGCCCUGCCUGGCUUCUCCUCUCCUCUCCCUCCCUUCCCCAGCACCAUUCAUACAAAAAGCUCAUUCUUUGCUAAUGCAGUGGUGUACAUGUUUUGUGUACGUAUUUCAGGAGUUUCUGGAAAUAAUGGUUGAUUCUUAUAAGAGAAGUUGUGCUCCCUUGGCUUCUGACAGUCUCUUCUCAGGUUAUGAAAGUGAGUUAACCCUAGGUAACUAGCCUGUUACCUUGUUCAUGAAGUGUAAGUUCUCAAAGGCCUAGGUCGUGCUGUAAAAAGAACUAGGAAUGGGUAAGAAGGCAGAUAGGAUCCCCUUAUUCAUCCAGAGAUGUUGGUAUUAAAGGGCCCUUAGGCCCAACUUUCACCUUGUUGCCCAGGCUGGUCUCAAACUCCUGGGCUCAAGCGAUCUGCCCACCUCAGUCUCCCGAAGUGCUGGGAUUACAGAUGUGAGCCACCAUGCCCAGCUUUCUUGCAUUGUUAAGAGCAAGCAAGAGCUCUGAAGCCAGACUGCCUGGCCUUGAAAAUCUCAGCUUGGUGUACAGUCUUGGGCAAAGUGACUUAACUUCUCUGUGCCUCAGUUGCUCCAUCUGUAAAAUGAUAAUAUAUUCAUAUAUGUAUGUUAUAUAUUUUUGAAAUAGAGUUUUGGGGAUCAAAUGUGCUUAUCUGUGGAAAGCUGUUGGCAAAGGGCCUGACAAUGUAUGAUGUAUGAAGACAUGCUAAGCAUCAUGCUUGCUAUUGAAAUGAAGUAUAGAGGAGGAAAAAAGCAUCAUGCGCGGUAUUUUUAAAUACAUUGUUUCAUUUAAUUCUUCUAACAAGCUUCAUUGAGGAAGAAACAGAGUUACUUGUCAUAGUCAAUACAGCAAGUAAGUAUAACAGGAGAGCCAGGAUUUAAGCCAGGUCUGACUAACUCCACCAUCCUGCUUCUGAAUGAAGAGAGCUGGACUCCAGAGGCACUGUUUAUGGGCAUAUGGGCCUUUUCUCACUGUUUGGGGCCAGAGAAGAAGCCCAGAGGGCAGUUUGUCCUGGAACAUCUCAGCAUUUUUUUGUUUUUGUUUUUGUUUUUGUUUUGAGACAAAGUCUCCAGUCCCCCAGGCUGGAGUGCAGUGGCGCAAUCUCAGCUCACUGCAACCUCCACCUCCCAGGUUGAAGCGAUUCUGCUGCCUCAGCCUCCUGAGUAGCUGGGAUUACAGGCGCCUGCCACCACGCCCAGCUGAUUUUUUGUAUUUUUAGUAGAGACAGGGUUUCACCGUGUUGGCCAGGCUGGUCUCGAACUCCUGACCUCAGGUGAUCCGCCCGUCUCGGCCCCCCAAAGUGCUGGGAUUACAGGCGUGAGCCACCGUGCCCAGCCUUUCUCCAGGUGGGAGUGCAGUGGCAUGAUCUCAGCUCACUGAAGCCUCGACCUCCAGAACUCAAGUGAUCCUCCCAAAGUAGCUGGGACUGCAGGUGCACACCACCACGCCCAGCUAAUUUUUGGAUUUUUUGUAGAAACGGUUUUGCCAUGUUGCCCAGGCUGCUGAUCUGGAACCUUUGGCUUUUGUUUUGUUUUGUUUUUGUUUUUUGAGACAGGGUCUCACUCUGUUGCCCAGGCUGGAGUGCAGUGGCACGAUCUUGGCUCACUGCAACCUCUGCCUCCCGGGCUCAAGUGAUUCUCCCGCCUCAGUCUCCCAAGUAGCUGGGGUUACAGGUGCACGCCACCACGCCUGGCUAAUUUUUUUGUAAUUUUUGUAGAGACGGGGUUUCACUGUGUUGCCCAGGCUGGUCUCGAGCUCCUGAGCUCAAGCGAUCCACCCGCCCAUGCCUCCCAGAGUGCUGGGAUUACAGGCGUGAGCCACUGCACCCAGCCCUCUUAGCCAUUUUGUUAACCUCAUUUCCCACCUCUGGAGGUGGUAGGGGCUUCCCAAGAAGAUCACUUGGACCUCUUCAAGUAUGGUGGCAAUAUUGCUGGGCUGUUGGAGAGACUUCUGUUAUAGAGGCUCCCCUCUUGUGUUUUUCCUCAAAGGCAAGGAGUCAUUUUUGGUCACAUGAGGACAAAGAGACCAGACCAGUAGUGCAUUCUGUUUUGCAUGGGAAUUGUCAAGGCUCUUUCAGUUUUAACUGAAACCCAACUCAAACUGGCCUAAGUCAAAAACGAAUUUAUUCAUCUAUGUAACUGAAAAGAGUGGGCCACAAGGGGGAGGCUUCAGGCUAGCUGCAUCUAGGUUUUAAAUCAUGUGAACAGAUCUCCCUUUCCCCCUCCCCCAUCUCUUGACUUUGCUGUCAUCUGUUAGUUUCAUUCUGAAGCAGGCUUCCACCGUGAAAUAGAAGAGGUGGCAACUGGUGACAUCAUGAGACGAUGUGUAAUCUGAGCAACCCUAACCAAGAACUUAUUUUCCUUAGUAGUUCCAGCAAAAAUCCAGAGAGGACUAUCCUUGGCCAGGCUUUACCCCAUGUCCACUUCUGGAGCCAAGAAAGACAGUUCCUUCUCCAAGGGGAACCCAGGGUGUUGAUACUAGAAGAUGGAAAUGGAUACAGUAAGAUGCUGCCACAGUGAGAUGCCUCACCCAGGUCUCCCUCUGUCACUUCAGCCAAGCACAUGGGAUAGAAAGUAGCAGGCGGCCUCUGGCCCUUUAAUGGAAGAGGGCCAUCCAGUCCUCUCCAGUUAACAUCUAGACCGAACACAAAGCAUCCUUCUCUCAUCCAGAAGACAUAGGAACCCUACCUUCAGGGAUGAUUUUUUUUUAACAGUGAAAUCUUAAAAGUAACUGUUUCACUAAAGCCUCCAGUAUUUACUGAAGACUGUCAGAAUCAUCCUCCAUCACUAGAUCUUCUCCACCAGUCAUGUUCCCUGAGCAGUGGGGUGGCUUGAAGGUAUAAACCAGAGAGGCCCAAGGGAGGGAUAGUUAGCAGACUUCUGGUCUUUUUCUAGUUUGUGCUCUUCUGUUCCAAGGACCACAGGUAUGUCUUCUUCUGUGUAGUUGUUCACUAUUGUUUCAAUGUGAUUCGUUUCCCACAUUUGAAAAUAGGGGGGGAUUUUACUUUAAAAUUCAGAUAUCUGGCUCCUCUUUAGGGGAAAAAAAAAAAAAAAAAAACCUAAGACGUAACAAUACUGGACCCACAUUCCUUCAUGGUAGCAGUUGAUAAGAGGUGGAUAGUGACUUCUCCCUUUUGACCGGGUGUGGACUUUCCAACUCACCAUAGUCCCAGUUGGCCUGCUUUGUUCAAAGCCUGGCCUUGUAAGCAUCAUGUUUGAGACCCUAUUAUGUCCGAAAGCUUUGCUUCUAUCGUUUGGCCUGGGGGGAAAAGCUGGAUUAAUGUUUAGUCAGCAGCUUAUUGGGUGGGUGGAGGGGGGGAACAGUGCUGUUGCUUAGGAAAAGUAACAACCCAGUAAAAGAAUUUAUGGGAAAGAGUGUGCACAACUUUGGUCUGUUUGUGGAUUUGGUCGUUUUUUUGCUGUAAAUGCUGUUGGUAUAUCAAACCUCCUGUCACAAAUGUUCCCUCUGAAAUAGUAACAUGUCCUUCUAUCUUAUGAGUUGCCACCCAGUGAAGGAAUCCCUCCCACUCCCGAGGGAUGUUCAUCCAGCCUCCGCUUGACCACUUCCAGCAGCCAGGGAGCUUAUUACCUCCUCACAUGGCAGCCAGUUCCAUUCUUGGACAGAUGCGUUAUUUUAAAAUUCUUCCUUAUGUUGAAGCAGCUGCUGCCUCUUUGGGACUGAAAGCCACAAAAUGCUGGAGCUGGGAAGGAAAACCGAUUUUUUUAGGCGCGUGAGCUACCACUCAUCCACCCUGCAUCCAGGGCAAACAUUGAUAAUUAAUCACAGCACUCUUUCUCACUGAGUCAGGAAGUAUGCUGCCUUAAAAUUGUUUUUAAUUAAAUUCUUUUUUAAAAAUUACAAAAGUAAUAUGUAUUCACUUGCAACUAGUGAAGUAGUACAAAGUUAUAUAAAGAUAGUGUUAAUAAUCCCCCUGUUUCUCCAAGAUAGUGUUAGCAGCCGAGGGUGUAUUCUUCUAUACAUUUAUACACAUAUAGACAUAAAUAUUCAUAUAUAAGAUAUAUAAGGGGUUUUGUAUGUGGCUUUUUUUUAAUUUAAAAAAUGGCAUUAUAUUGUACAUAUUACUGUGUAGCUUAUGGACACCCCUCCAAGUAGUUACAGAUCAAACAUUGUAUAUAGCUUUGUUUUUUUGUUUUCUUGUUUUCUUUUUGAGAUGGAAUCCCGCUCUGUCACCCAGGCUGGAGUGCAGUGGCAUAAUCUCGGCUCACUGCAGCCUCCACCUCCCGGGUUCAAGCGUUUCUCCUGCCUCAGCUUCCCAAGUAGCUCGGACUACAGGCGCCCGCCACCACACCCGGCUAAUUUUUAUAUUUUUAGUAGAGAUGGAGUUUCGCCAUGUUGGCCAGGCUGGUCUCAAACUCCUGACCUCAAGUGAUCUGCCUGCCUCAGCCUCCCAAAGUGCUAGAAUUAUAGGAGUGAGCCACCACACCUGGCCAGAUUAGGCAUGUUUUUAAUAGAUACGUUAUAUCAUACAAUGUGGGAUCUGCCCCAGUUUAUUAAUCAUUCCCCAUUAAUGGAUAUUCCCAUUCAUUUCUUCAGGAUUCUUCUCAUCGCAGUGCUCCAGGCAGCCACUACCAAUCGAUUGGAGUUAGCCUGUGAGUAGAGACGGGAUUUCGCCACUUUGGCCAGUCUGAUCUUGAACUCCUGACCUCAAGUGAUCCACCUGCCUUAGCCUCCCAAAGUGCUGGGAUUACAGGAAACUGGAGAGGCGUGGCUGGACCAAGACCUCCCCCCAUGUGAGCAGGCUUCCUCCUCCCCCAACAACCGUUGCCACCACGCCCAGAAACGUCCUUAAGCCCUGGCCCUCAGGGGAAAGGUAACAGGAGGCCAGAGCCGGGACCAUGUGACGGCGCUGGCCCUCGCCACCGCCGUCCCCCGACCCUGGCCCCAGGCCCGGCACCAUGAUGUUCCGAGACCAGGUGGGCAUCCUCGCUGGCUGGUUCAAAGGCUGGAAUGAGUGUGAGCAGACAGUGGCCCUCCUGUCACUUCUGAAACGGGUCACCCGUACCCAGGCCCGCUUCCUGCAGCUCUGCCUGGAGCACUCACUGGCGGACUGCAAUGACAUCCACCUGCUGGAGUCGGAGGCCAACAGUGCUGCCAUCGUCAGCCAGUGGCAGCAGGAGUCCAAAGAGAAGGUGGUGUCCCUCCUGCUGUCCCACCUUCCCCUGCUUCAGCCAGGCAACACAGAGGCCAAGUCGGAGUACAUGAGGCUACUGCAGAAAGUGCUGGCCUACUCAAUCGAGAGCAAUGCUUUCAUCGAGGAGAGUCGCCAGCUGCUUUCCUAUGCCCUCAUCCACCCAGCCACCACACUGGAGGACCGCAACGCACUGGCCCUCUGGCUGAGCCACCUGGAAGAGCGGUUGGCUAGUGGCUUCCGCUCCCGGCCAGAGCCCUCCUACCAUUCACGUCAAGGCUCAGAUGAGUGGGGGGGCCCUGCAGAGCUAGGCCCUGGGGAGGCAGGGCCAGGCUGGCAGGACAAGCCACCCCGGGAAAAUGGACACGUGCCCUUCCACCCAUCCAGCUCAGUGCCGCCAGCCAUCAACAGUAUUGGGAGCAAUGCAAACACAGGUCUCCCCUGCCAAAUCCACCCUAGCCCACUGAAGCGCUCCAUGUCACUCAUCCCUACAAGCCCCCAGGUCCCUGGUGAGUGGCCGAGUCCAGAGGAGCUUGGGGCCCGGGCUGCUUUUACCACGCCCGAUCACGCACCUCUCUCGCCCCAGAGCAGCGUGGCCUCCUCUGGCAGUGAGCAGACAGAGGAGCAGGGCUCCAGCCGGAACACCUUCCAGGAGGAUGGCAGUGGCAUGAAAGAUGUGCCCUCAUGGCUCAAGAGCCUCCGUUUGCACAAGUAUGCAGCCCUCUUCUCACAGAUGAGCUACGAGGAGAUGAUGACACUGACUGAGCAGCACCUGGAGUCUCAGAACGUCACCAAAGGUGCCCGCCACAAGAUAGCCCUGAGCAUCCAGAAGCUGCGUGAGAGACAGAGCGUCCUCAAGUCCCUAGAGAAGGAUGUGCUGGAAGGCGGGAACCUACGAAACGCUCUGCAGGAGCUGCAGCAGAUCAUCAUCACUCCCAUCAAGGCCUACAGUGUCCUCCAGGCCACCGUGGCUGCCGCCACCACCACCCCUACUGCCAAGGAUGGGGCCCCGGGGGAACCACCGCUGCCAGGUGCUGAGCCUCCCCUAGCCCACCCCGGCACAGACAAAGGCACCGAGGCCAAGGACCCUCCAGCUGUGGAGAACUACCCACCUCCACCAGCUCCAGCUCCCACUGAUGGCAGUGAGCCUGCCCCGGCUCCCGUCGCCGACGGAGACAUCCCCAGCCAGUUUACACGGGUGAUGGGCAAAGUGUGCACCCAACUGCUGGUGUCCCGACCAGACGAGGAGAACAUCACCAGUUACCUCCAGCUCAUCGAAAAGUGCCUGACUCAUGAGGCUUUCACGGAGACGCAGAAGAAACGGCUGCUAUCCUGGAAACAGCAAGUGCUGAAGCUCCUCCGGACAUUCCCGCGCAAAGCCGCACUAGAGAUGCAGAACUACCGGCAGCAGAAAGGCUGGGCAUUCGGCUCCAACUCGCUCCCCAUAGCUGGCUCUGUGGGGAUGGGAGUGGCCCGGCGUACCCAGCGGCAGUUCCCAAUGCCUCCCCGGGCCCUCCCACCCGGCCGGAUGGGCCUCCUGAGCCCCUCGGGCAUUGGGGGUGUCUCCCCUCGACAUGCCCUCACCAGCCCCAGCCUUGGAGGCCAGGGCCGACAGAACCUGUGGUUUGCCAACCCUGGAGGCAGCAACAGCAUGCCCAGUCAGAGCCGCAGCUCUGUGCAGCGCACCCACUCGCUCCCGGUCCACUCGUCACCCCAGGCCAUUCUCAUGUUCCCUCCAGACUGCCCGGUUCCUGGGCCUGACCUGGAGAUCAAUCCCACUCUGGAGUCUCUGUGUCUGAGCAUGACAGAACACGCCUUGGGUGAUGGGACAGACAAAACCUCCACCAUCUGACGGGACCCACAGCCCAGCGCACCCAUAGGCUCCCUGGGCGGCGGGCGGGGGCCAACCCCCAACGGGCUUCUCCGCGACAGCGAGAGGGUGGGCUGGCUCAGCUAUAUAUUCUAAUAUUUUUCUACUCUCUUACCCUCUUAACUUUUGUUUAACAUUGGCACAUGCCUUGCUCACUCCCAGGCCCGUCGAGGGAUCUCUGCUGAGGCCCGGGGAGUUGGGGGCAGCCAGGAUAAAGGGGGCAGGGACUGGCCAGACUGCCUGCCUCUCUCCUUUCCUUCCUCAUCCCCACCUGGUCCCAUCCCACCCCUGCCUCCUCCAGACCGCUGACCACCUGCCUCUCCCCAAGGGAGCAGACUCCCCAGAGACAAACUGACCACUACCUUGUGGAGCCUGCUCAGAAACAUUUGACAUUUGGGGUGACGCGCAGGGCAGAGAACCUGCCCUCCAGAAUGUUAUUGAGAGGAGCUGGGGAGAAGGAAGGGGAGCAAGGAGAGGAAGCUCUCUCUCCUCUCCCUGCUUCCCCUUCACCAUUCCCCACAUUCUGCAAGGACAGGAGCCACCUUCCUCUCUCUCACCUCCCCUGGCCCUGUUCACCAGAGGUUCUCUAUGAUUAAUUUCUUAGGCCUAUUUAAGAUACAUAUUUAUAUAGUUCUUAACGGUUUUUCUCUGAUCAUUUCCUCUCAUUUUUAGAAUCCCCAGGUCUCUCUCAGCCAAGACAGUGGCAGGGAGAGCCUGAACUUUAUGAGGGGAGAGGGCAGAGCCCCCUCCUCCAGACCCUCAAGCUCUAACCCAUUUUCCUCCAGCCCUGGCUACCCGGAUGAAGAGGUUGGAGGUGGGCAGCCAGGGUAGCCAGUGAGGUCAGGAAGUCUGUUGCCUUAACGUCCCCUUCCCCACGAACACACACCCUUCUCCGCUCCCAGGUCUGGUUGGUGAGACUUGGGAGUCAGGAAUAAGGGAAAGGGGAUUGUUUGGUUUUUGGGUUUUUCCCUAAGCCCCUCCCUUUUCUUUCAGCCUUUUUCCUUCCCCCAUUAUGUCAUGACCUCACUUAAGUGGAACACUAUAUCAUAACCCAGAGAUUCGUCCCAGCCCCAGAGUCCGACAGACUGUCUGGUCCCUAUUCCUAAUGAGGGGUUGUGUUGGGGCCCAGGUGGAGGGAGGGGAUUUGGGGGUUCAGACUGCGGGGAAGCCAGGGUCUCCCUCUUCAACGCCCUCCUCCCCCUCAACCCACCUUCCCAACUGGGACAUUCUCAAGCUUUUCACACCGAAAAGGAAAAAAAAUGUUAUUUUUAGAUACAUUUUAUGAAUAACUUUUGUUAUGAAUAUGGCUGGUAACCAUUGUGUAUGUUAUUAAAGAUACAAAAUGUUGGGAAAAAAACAAAAAAAACAAAAAAAAAAAAAAUUUUAAAACCACCACCCUCCCUGCACUAUCACCCCAUUCCCCAGACCUUCUUGCCCCCGCCCUCCUGGUCUGUGGACUUCCCUCUGCUCUGAGCCCAGGGAGGGGGAAGAAGCCAGGGGGUAGGGUGGCCCUGGGAACCUGGCUCUGGGUCCCCACUUCCUCUCCCAGUGCCGGGCUGGGUGGGGUGUCAGGUUUAUUUAUGUACCUCUUGCACACUCAUCAACCUAUGCAAGUCCCCCACCCCGGCCCUCCAUGUUUCUGUGCCUUUGCUCAUCCCCUCAAUCUCCCAGGGCUUCUCCAGUCCCCCUCCCACUAGCUGCAGGAAGUGGGAUGGAUGGGCCACCUCGUUUGGAAUCAGCAGGGUGUCCCUCUCAUGGGACCCUCCCCUCUCCCCAGCCUGUCCUGUCUUGUUCACUCUCCAUCAGGGUGAGCUGACUGUGCCUGGCACUGGGAGGUGGUGAGGGACACCGUCUCACACACACAGGGAGGCAAGAGCUGCCCCCCACCCCACCUGACAGCAGAGUGUGCAGGACGCAGGCGGCCCCACUCUGAUGGGCAGGACCCUGACCCUCUCCCGCUCCAGCCCCCUCCCCAGGCCCUCCUCCAUGAUUUCACCCUCCCUACCCACUUCUGUCCCCGGCCCCACUGGCAGAAUCAGCUUUGAGUAACUGUACAGUUUUUCUCGCUGUUGGAGAAGACUUAUUUGUUGGAGUUUCACUUGUUUAAUGGUCUGGGCUUAUUUUGGAAAAAAAAAAAACAAACAAAAAAAACGAA